This is a messenger RNA of Symphalangus syndactylus (siamang), 1091 nucleotides long. RefSeq names its product exosome component 5 (gene EXOSC5). Gene Ontology annotation, molecular function: RNA binding. The record is from RefSeq and is a predicted model, not a curated record. NCBI's taxonomy places the organism in Eukaryota, Metazoa, Chordata, Mammalia, Primates, Hylobatidae. Gene Ontology annotation, cellular component: cytoplasmic exosome (RNase complex); nuclear exosome (RNase complex); nucleolus. Gene Ontology annotation, biological process: U4 snRNA 3'-end processing; rRNA catabolic process; poly(A)-dependent snoRNA 3'-end processing.
ACGUGCGGACGCCCAGGAGGACGGCCCAGCCCGGCGCGUGCGCACUGGUUACGCAGCCUGUUUGCAGCGCGCGCUGCCGGGCGGAAGUGACAAUUGCAGCCGCACGUGGGCUCGGCGCAAUGGAGGAGGAAAUGCAUACUGCCACCAAAAUCCGCGCUGAAACUGGAACAGGGUCCAGCCCUCGGGGUCCUGGCUGCAGCCUCCGGCACUUUGCCUGCGAACAGAACCUGCUGUCGCGGCCAGAUGGCUCUGCUUCCUUCCUGCAAGGUGACACCUCUGUCCUGGCGGGUGUGUACGGGCCGGCCGAGGUGAAGGUCAGCAAAGAGAUUUUCAACAAGGCCACACUCGAAGUGAUUCUGAGGCCGAAGAUCAGGCUGCCUGGUGUUGCAGAGAAGAGCCGGGAGCGGCUGAUCAGGAACACGUGCGAGGCGGUGGUGCUGGGCACAUUGCACCCCCGCACCUCCAUCACCGUGGUGCUGCAGGUUGUCAGCGAUGCCGGCUCUCUCCUGGCCUGUUGUCUGAAUGCCGCCUGCAUGGCACUGGUGGAUGCAGGUGUGCCCAUGCGGGCUCUCUUCUGUGGGGUCACCUGUGCCCUGGACUCUGAUGGGACCCUUGUGCUGGAUCCUACAUCCAAGCAAGAAAAGGAGGCCCGGGCAGUCCUGACCUUUGCCCUGGACAGCGUGGAACGGAAGCUGCUGAUGUCCAGCACCAAGGGGCUCUACUCGGACGCUGAGCUCCAGCAGUGCCUGGCUGCGGCCCAGGCCGCUUCGCAACACGUCUUCCGCUUCUACCGGGAAUCGCUGCAGAGGCGUUACUCCAAGAGCUGAGGCAAGCUGGGGCAAGGAGCCGCUCCCAUUGCCUCCACCCACUCACCCCCUACAGCCUGAAGCAAACCAGCAGCCCAGCCUUGCCUCUCUGUCCCAUGGGCUCCUGUGAGCCUGCAGCUCUGUAACCAGAGGGCUCCUGUGGGGAGGCCUUGGCCUGUGACAGCCCCCAGGCCUGGGGGCACAGAUCCCCCCAGCAAGGAUAACAUUCAAAGGAGCUCACAUUUAUGGAAUGGAUGAGUCAAUAAAUUAAUUCACUUUAACAAA